GGCACCGUCAUCACACUCUCUCUUAAAGGAGGGCAAACGGUUGAGAUGGCCAGAGGGGCUGAGAGCUGAAGCAACCCUGAGCUCCUGUCUGUGUGACGAAGCGAGCAUCAGCGGGACGGAGCCAACCACAGCCAGCGUCAUUUGCACACAAGAGGACGACGGUGAUGCUCAGUAGUGGCUCAGUGGGAGAUUUUUUUUAAAUGCACAUGAUCGCAAACUGCUUCCACGUUGCUUUACGGAGAGGAUUUUAAAGUGAGGGAACGCUGUGGAGAUGCUGUGGAGGGAUACUCUGGUGCGCAAAGGGAGUCUCCAUCCCUCUCCCCACAGAGUGGAACCUGGAUGUGCAGCCGGAGCUCCAGGGGUGUUCCCAGCAUAACGCGUCUCGGAAGUUGUGGCAGUUGACACGAUUCUCUAACUUUAACCCUCAGCAAAGCCUCAUAGAUGCUUUUUCUCUGCGCGUCUUCAUGGAUUCGGUUCACUGAGGACCAUCUGAAGCACAGACAUGGCAGUGGCGAACAUGGUGUUCUCUGACGUGGAAAGUUUUCUGGACUCGCAUCCCGAGUUGUUCGAGGACUACCUGAACAGGAAGGGGAACUAUAGCAUGGUGGAGAAAUGGCUCAAGAAUCACCAGGCGAGCAAAAGUCCGGCGGCCGCUGCUCCCGCCGAGCCGAGGGGAGAGGAGAAGAGCAACGCGUGCAAGGACAGCUGGGCGAGCAAAUGUGACGGUCUGCAGCGGAGAGCGUCUCAGAAGGAGCUGCGCAAAACUUUCGCCAGGUCCAAGGCCAUCAACGUGAACAGGACAUACGACGAACAUGUGAAUUCCAGGGCCCAGGAGCCGCUGACGAGCAUGAGGAGGAGAGCCCUGCUGAGGAAGGCGAGCUCUCUGCCCCCGACCACUGCGCACAUCCUGAGCGCACUGCUGGAGUCCAGAGUCAACAUCCCCCAGUACCCGUCCACAGCCGUGGAUUUUAAAUAUUACCUCAAAGAACACAACGAGAGAGAGUUUUUCCUGGAGCUGGUCAAAGACAUCUCGAACGACUUGGAUCUAACGAGUCUCAGCUACAAAAUUCUGGUGUUUGUUUGUAUUAUGGUCGACGCAGACCGGUGCUCCUUGUUUCUAGUGGAGGGAACUGGCAACAAGAAGACACUAGUGUCCAAAUUCUUUGACGUGCACGCAGGAACCACGGUUUUGCCCUCCAUGAAUUCGGAUGAAGUUCAGGUGCCGUGGGGCAAAGGGAUCAUUGGAUAUGUGGCUGAGCAUGGGGAGACAGUGAACAUCCCUGACGCUUAUCAGGAUCGCCGGUUCAGUGAUGAAAUUGACAAGCUGACAGGGUACAAAACCAAGUCGCUCCUGUGCAUGCCUAUUCGCAACAGUGAUGGAGAGAUCAUUGGAGUUGCUCAGGCCAUCAACAAGACCUCCAGUGGCGAACUCUUCACUGAAGACGAUGAGAAGGUGCUGCAGAUGUACCUGCCCUUCUGUGGAAUUGCGAUCUCCAACGCCCAGCUCUUCUCGGCCUCAAGGAAAGAGUACGACAGGAGUCGGGCACUCCUGGAGGUAGUCAAUGACCUGUUUGAAGAACAGACUGACCUGGAGAAGAUUGUCAGGAAGAUCAUGCACCGUGCCCAGACGCUGCUUAAGUGCGAGCGCUGCUCUGUUCAGCUGCUGGAGGACAUUGAGUCACCGGUGGUGAAGUUUACCAAAUCAUUUGAGCUACUGUCCCCUAAGUGCAGUGCAGACACUGAAAGCAGUUUCAAAGAUAGUAUGGAGAAAUCGUCGUACUCAGACUGGCUCAUCAACAACAGUAUUGCAGAGCUGGUGGCGUCCACAGGACUGCCAGUGAACAUUAGCGACGCCUAUCAGGAUCCUCGCUUUGAUGCUGAGGCAGACCAGUUCUCUGACUUCCAUAUCCGCUCUGUGCUUUGUGUUCCUAUAUGGAACAGCAACCACCAAAUUAUUGGUGUCGCCCAGGUGCUGAACAGACUCGAUGGGAAACCGUUCGAUGAUGCAGACCAGCGUCUCUUUGAGGCGUUUGUGAUUUUUUGUGGACUGGGCAUCAACAACACCAUCAUGUACGACCAGGUGAAGAAGUCUUGGGCCAAGCAGUCUGUGGCUUUGGAUGUUCUUUCUUACCAUGCCACCUGCUCCAAGACUGAAGUCGACAAAUUCAAGGCUGCUAACAUUCCCCUGGUCUGCGAGCUGGGCAUCGAUAAGCUCUCCUUUGAUGAUUUCUCCCUGGAUGUUGACGCCAUGAUCACGGCCGCCCUGAGAAUGUUCAUGGAGCUGGGAAUGGUGCAGAAAUUUAAGAUCGACUACGAGACACUGUGCAGAUGGCUGCUGACUGUCAGGAAAAACUACAGAAUGGUUCUCUAUCACAACUGGAGACACGCGUUCAACGUCUGCCAGUGCAUGUUUGCCAUGCUAACGACGGCGGGUUUCCAGGAGACUCUGACAGAGGUGGAGAUCUUAGCGCUUAUUGUAGGCUGUGUGUGCCACGACUUGGACCACAGGGGCACCAACAACGCUUUUCAGGCAAAGACGGGCUCAGCUCUCGCUCUUCUUUAUGGGACCUCUGCUACACUGGAGCACCACCACUUCAACCAUGCUGUUAUGAUCCUGCAGAGCGAGGGUCACAAUAUCUUCUCCAACCUCUCGUCCACAGAGUACAGCGACCUCAUGCAGCUGUUGAAACAGUCCAUUCUGGCCACAGACCUCACACUUUACUUUGAGAAUAGAAACAUGUUCUUUGAGCUGGUCAGCAAAGGAGAGUACAACUGGAAUGUGAAGGGUCACAGAGACAUGUGCAGAUCCAUGAUGAUGACAGCGUGUGAUCUCGGUGCCGUCACUAAACCCUGGGAAAUAUCACGCAAGGUGGCAGAGUUGGUGACGAGCGAGUUCUUCGAGCAGGGCGACAGAGAACGUUUGGAGCUGAAGCUCACACCCUCGGCCAUCUUUGACCGAAACAGGAAGGAUGAGUUGCCGGGGCUUCAGCUGGAAUGGAUUGAUGGAAUUUGUGCGCCGCUGUACGAGACUCUGGUCAAGUUGAAUCCUAAACUUCAGCCAAUGGUUGACAUGAUCAAAGCCAACAGGGCCAAAUGGGAGGAACUGAACAGGAAGAGACAACGUGGCCAGAGUGUUUCUGCGCCUGCGAGCCCCUGCAGUGGCGACAGCACAGAAACCAGCGGCUGCAAUGUGGCCAAAACUGGCAGCACACCCUGCUGCAGCGGCGACGCCGAUGGCACGCCGUCCAAAGCUGCUAGUUAGCUUCUGCUUCCGAGCUGAUCUCUUUGGCUUGUUUCCUCCUAAAUGCGGCCUGCAACAGAGGCAGUGCAGUGCAUGCAGAGGUUCUUGGGCUCUGCUCCUCUUUGCUUUUGCUGCUCAAGAUGAGCUUUAGACUUGAGUGUGGCGCUAUCAUACAGGUUUUUCUGCUCCCUUCAGUGUCCAUGUGCUGAAGGCUGACGGAGCUGUGUUUGGCAAGCUUGUUGGAGCAGCGACAAAUCAGCUGAUGACACCGUGUCAGAAAGGAAACCACUGUGUCAACAUGUCAGCCAGUGAGCUAACACAAACUAUUCUGGGCAUUGCACAGAUUUUUUUCGGCACAAGGCAUGGAGAAUAUUGGAGAGGAAUGUUUGUCUCUGCUGUGGUUUGUUUUGCUCUCAUUACCUCCUUGUUGCUCGCAUUUUUUUGUCCGGGGUAACAGAGAUAUUUUUUUGUAAAUCUGUACAUAGGCUAUUGAGUUAUUUACAAGCGCAGUGAGAACUGUAAGGUUUGGAUUGGAUUGUAAUGUGGCUGUGGAGUUUUUGAAGGAUGAAAGGGUGCAGGAACAGCAGGACCUGUGACAGUGCUUGCAAUGCAAAUUGAAUUCUCCGCUCCCUCCCUUCCUGUGCCUUGUUUUAAGAUCCUACUGAAAAAUGCAUGGCCUCCUCGCCGAGGUUCUUAGAUAGUAUGGAAAUCCACGUCGAACCAUGCUGUAUUUUUGCCAUAAUUUGUAAAACCAAUGACUGCAGUUAUGUCUUGACCCCAUGUUAGCUACAAAACAUUAUAUAUACAUAUGGAAAUAUAUUUUGCCCAAUUUUAUAAAUGCAGGGUCUCACUCGUCACACAAAAACACACACAAUGUGCCUUGAUGAAGUUGUUCUGAUAUUACAUGAAUCUCUGCAGGAAAAGUCCUCUCAUCUACUGAUUCAGCGCUGACAGCUGGAACCGAAAACAAAAUGUUACAUUUAAUAUCGAAAGCAAUAGUUAGACAUUUUUAGAACUACGCUUUUUCUGUCAUGGCAGGAGAGUUUUAUAAGAAGAUCCAUGCCACUCUCAUGAUUAUCUGUUAAACAUAAGGCCUCAGUCAGCAGCUGGUCGGCUUAAUUUAGCAUAAAGACUCCAAAUAGUGACAAACAGCUCCACUGGCUCUGCCCAAAGGUGACAGCAACAACGUACUAGCUCUCUGAAACUCAAUCUGUACAGAAGCCUAAGAGUAAAAUCAACAACGUGCCGUUUUACAGCUGGUUACGUGCUGAGCCGUUUCCUGGUACAAGUAAAGCAAGAAAGAGUCUGAGCUGACACCCCUCAGUUCUUAGUGAACUUUAGAGGUGUCAGUAGGUGGAUUUAGUUACUUUUGGACAGUCAGGACAGCUGCUUCUAGCUGUUUCCGGCCUUUAUACAAAGCUAAGGUAACCAGCCGCUGACUGCUUUCCAUCAGGAAGCAAUUAAGUGUAUUUUCUAAAAUGUCAAACUUUUGCUUUAAUCUAACUUCUGGCCUUUCCUCAAAGCUCACAAAUGCUACACAGUAUGACAGCUUUUAUAAUCUCCAGAAGACUGAGACACUGAAAUUUGUAAUACUGAAGUGCCCAUGUAGUCACAAGCUUUUAUUUUGAUAUUAUAAUUAGUAUUAUAAGUAUUUCUUUUUCCUUUUUUUUGGGUGGGGGUAUGCCUUAUGAAUUGUGUUGUAGCUUUGUUAAUUGGAGUUGAAAACGUGACUGUGCACAUUGUGUGGCAUGGAUCUGUGUGCUCUACUGUAUUUUAGUUGAAGAGCUCAACUGAAGUCAACCAGAAAACUUUUUUGACUUGCAUGUUUUAUGCAGUAUUAAGUCCAACCACUUGCUAAGGAUGUAGCAAACAAGAGAGCCAACAAAUACCUCGUAUUUCCAUCAGUAAACACUUUAUCUCAUCAAAAAUGCAUGACUUAAAUUCUAUUGCAUCAUGUUGCGUGAUUUACUUAUGAAUAUCGCUGUUCUAUUUUUUUAUUAGGUCUCCAGAUGUGGCCAACUCCUACUCGUCUUUUUUGCAAUGUAACGUGCUUCUUGUGUUUCUUCUUUCCUCUCCCAGUUUGGACUCUGGAUUUAUUCACGGCGGGCUAAACUGAAAGAAACCUAAGGCAUGAAAAGGCAAAUGUGCAAUGUUUCUGUUCAGAGUUUAAAUAAAAAUAUGCUGCUA
Amphiprion ocellaris (clown anemonefish) is the source of this 5428-nucleotide messenger RNA. It is a transcript of the gene pde11a, whose product is annotated as phosphodiesterase 11a. The transcript has 20 exons. Gene Ontology annotation, molecular function: 3',5'-cyclic-nucleotide phosphodiesterase activity; protein binding. The coding region runs from base 503 to 3262 and encodes 919 amino acids. Gene Ontology annotation, biological process: signal transduction. NCBI's taxonomy places the organism in Eukaryota, Metazoa, Chordata, Actinopteri, Pomacentridae. The record is from RefSeq and is a predicted model, not a curated record.